CGCGUGCGCCGCGGGCCGGCCGCCCCCUCCUUCGCCCGUCGGUGGCCGGUGGCGUGGGGCCGCCGCUGCUGCCGCCGCCAUGUCCGCCGAGCAAGUGAGCGGCCUUUGUGAGCAGUUGGUGAAGGCGGUGACGGUGAUCAUGGACCCAGCGUCCACGCAGCGGUACCGGCUGGAGGCGCUCAAGUUCUGCGAGGAGUUCAAGGAGGAGUGUCCCAUCUGCGUGCCCUGCGGACUGAAGCUCGCCGAGAAGACGCAGACGGCCAUCGUCAGGCACUUUGGCCUGCAGAUCCUGGAACAUGUGGUCAAGUUCCGUUGGAACGAUAUGCCUCGCCUGGAAAAAGUUUAUCUAAAGAACAAUGUCAUGGGCCUCAUAUCCAAUGGAACUCAAAGUAUUCUGGAGGAGGAGAGUCACAUUAAGGAUGUUUUGUCUCGCAUUGUGGUGGAGAUGAUAAAGCGUGAAUGGCCUCAGCACUGGCCUGACAUGCUAAAAGAGCUGGAUACCCUCUCAAAGCAAGGGGAAACUCAGACGGAACUGGUGAUGUUCAUCCUCCUACGGUUGGCAGAGGAUGUGGUGACUUUUCAAACACUACCUACCCAGCGACGACGAGAUAUCCAACAAACCCUCACCCAGAACAUGGAGAAGAUUUUCAGCUUUCUAUUAACUACGCUGCAGCAGAAUGUCAACAAGUACAGGCACAUGGUUGGAACACCCCAGGAACAGGAAGCCCUCACCACUCCACAGAAGACUGACCUGGCUCAGGAGCCAAAGGCCCAGGCAAACUGCCGUGUGGGGAUAGCAGCACUCAAUACUUUGGCUGGCUACAUUGACUGGGUGGCUCUGAGCCACAUCACAGCAGACAACUGCAAACUCUUGGAGAUGUUGUGUUUGCUUCUGAAUGAGCCUGAGCUGCAAAUAGGAGCAUCGGAGUGUCUCCUGAUUGCUGUCAGCAGGAAAGGUAAGCUGGAGGACCGGAAGCCUCUGAUGGUCUUGUUUGGAGAUGUUGCCAUGCACUACAUUCUCUCUGCUGCCCAGACAGCAGAUGGAGAAGGCCUGGUGGAGAAGCACUAUGUUUUCUUGAAGAGACUUUGCCAAGUUUUGUGUGCAUUGGGCAGCCAGCUGUGUGCAUUACUAGGCUCAGAUUCUGAUGUGGAAACACCAGCCAACUUUGGAAAAUACCUUGAGGCGUUUUUAGCCUUCACAACCCAUCCCAGCCAGUUCCUGCGUUCUUCCACCCAGAUCACUUGGGGAGCCCUCUUUCGGCACGAAGUUCUGUCUCGUGACCCCUUACUGCUGGCUCUGAUUCCCAAGUACCUCCGUGCAUCCAUGACCAACCUAGUGAAGGUGGGCUUUCCCUCUAAAACAGACAGCCCCAGUUGUGAAUACUCACGCUUUGAUUUUGACAGUGAUGAGGACUUCAAUGCUUUCUUCAACUCUUUCCGAGCCCAGCAGGGAGAGGUAAUGAGGAUGGCUUGUCGUCUGGACCCUCGAACUGGCUUCCAGAUGGCUGGCGAAUGGCUCAAGUACCAGCUCACAGCUCCUCUUGAUACCGGACCUAUGAACUCUAGAUCAGGCGAAGGUCUCUGCUCCAUCUUCUCUCCAUCCUUCGUGCAGUGGGAUGCCAUGACCUUCUUCUCAGAGAGCGUCAUCAGCCAGCUGUUUCGAACCAUGGAUAAAGAUGAAAUCCCAGUGAAUGAUGGCAUAGAUCUCCUACAACUUGUACUUAGUUUUGAAACAAAGGAUCCUCUCAUCCUGUCUUGUGUGCUCACAAAUAUCUCUGCUCUCUUCCCAUUUGUCACUUACCGACCAGAAUACCUACCUCAAGUACUUUCUAAGCUCUUUGCUUCAGUUACCUUUGAAGUUGUAGAAGAAAGUAAGGCUCCUAGAACUCGAGCAGUGAAGAAUGUGAGAAGGCAUGCAUGCUCCUCCAUCAUAAAGAUGUGUCGAGAUUACCCUCAGCUUGUCCUGCCAAACUUUGACAUGUUGUACAACCACGUGAAGCAGUUGCUCUCCAAUGAGCUACUUCUGACCCAGAUGGAGAAAUGUGCUCUUAUGGAGGCCCUUGUCCUCAUCAGCAACCAGUUCAAGGAUUAUCAGCGGCAGAAAGCUUUCUUGGAGGAGCUCAUGGCUCCUGUAGCAGGACUGUGGCUCUCCCCAGAGAUGCAGAGAGUCCUCUCAGAUCCUGAAGCCUUUAUCUCCUACGUGGGUGCAGACAACAAAAUUGCUGAUCCUGUCUUGGACGAUUCUAGUGGCCUGAACCGCUCUAGAAUAAGCUUUUGUGUGUACACCAUUCUGGGAGUUGUGAAACGAGCUCGUUGGCCUGCUGCUACCGAAGAGGCGAAAGCUGGGGGGUUCUUGCUGGGAUACAUGCCCAGCGGAGCUCCGAUCUACCGUAACCCCUGCACUGAGCAGGUCCUGAAGCUUUUUGACAAUUUGCUUGCUCUUAUAAGAACUCACAACAAUCUCUACAUGCCAGAGAUGGUGGCUCGGCUGGGAGAGACAUUUGCAAAGGCCUUAGACAUGCUGGAGGUGGAGAAGAAUGCCAUCCUAGGUCUCCCUCAGCCUCUGCUGGAGCUUUAUGACUCUCCUGUUUACAAAACAGUCCUGGAAAGGAUGCAGGGCUUCUUUUGUACCCUGUAUGACAACUGUUUCCACAUCCUGGGAAAUGCAGGCCCCUCCAUGCAGCAGGAUUUCUAUACCGUGGAGGGUCUCGCCUCCCAGCUCCUCAGCUCCGCUUUCAUCAACCUCAAUAACAUUCCUGAUUAUAGACUUCGCCCCAUGCUCCGUGUGUUUGUGAAGCCCUUGGUACUCUCCUGCCCUUCAGAAUACUAUGAAACCCUUGUCUCCCCUAUGCUGGGACCACUUUUUACCUAUCUUCACGUGAGGCUGUCUCAGAAGUGGCAGGUGAUCAACCAGCGAAGCAUGCUAUGUGAGGAUGAUGCUGCAGAUGACAACCCAGAGUCUCAGGAGAUGCUUGAGGAACAGCUUGUCAGACUGCUGACCCGAGAAGUAAUGGAUCUCAUCACUGUCUGUUGUGUUUCGAAGAAAGGUGUUGAGCAUAACACUACUGCUUCUGUAGAUGGAGAUGAUGAUGAAGCAAUGGCCACAGAGGUGACUCCUCCUGCCAGCGCAGAGCUCACUGAGCUUGGAAAGUGUCUGAUGAACCAAGAGGAUGUGUGCACUGCGCUGCUGAUCACUGCCUAUGCAUCACUCUCCUGGAAGGACACCUUGUCCUGCCAAAGAACUACAACACAGCUUUGCUGGCCGCUGCUCAAACAGGUGCUUCCAGGAAACCUCCUGCCCGAUGCCGUGUCCUGGUUUUUCACAAGUGUGCUGAAGGGCUUACAGAUACACGGGCAGCACGACGGCUGCAUGGCAGCUCUUGUCCACCUGGCUUUCCAGAUCUACGAGGCCUUGCGCCCUCGCUACACUGAGCUGAAGGCCGUGAUGGAGCAGAUCCCAGAUAUCCCAAGAGACUCUUUGGAGCAGUUUGACUCCAAGCUUCUCAAUCCAGCACUGCAGAAGGUGACAGAUAAGCGCCGGAAGGAUAAUUUCAAACGCCUCAUUGCAGGUUGCAUUGGGAAGCCUCUCGCGGAGCAGUUCCGCAAGGAGGUUCAUAUCCGGAACCUCCCAUCUCUCUUCAAAAAAGUGAAGCCAUCACUGGAGACUGAUGUGCUACAAAAUGAGGAUGGAGAGGGCCUCACUGCACUCUUUGAGCCCUGAGCUUUGGAUGCUGCAACCAUCUCCUCCCCUACCUUUUGUCUCUUCUCAUAGUAAGCACAUUAGAUUCUCCUUGUCAUCACCUCCAUGAGCAUUUGUCUGAAUAAAGCCCCUUACAGGUCUUGUCCUGUUCUCCUCCCUAUACUGGGAUGGGGCCUAUGAAAGCAUUUGAACCAGUCUACUAAGCUUUCCCUGAUUCCUUCCCCUCCACUCUAUUGGAUGAGUUUCUUUAUACCUCUGCUUCUUUGCAAGGUGGGAGCUGAGCCCAUAGACUCCAUUCUGUAAAGCCUGGUCAUCCUGUAGCUUUGGGUCACUCUUGUUCCACUUCUUCAUCCUUUGGGGUUUAAGAUUACUGUAAAAGGCAGAGUAGUACACCACAUGAGAAGCAGCUGCCCUAAUCUUCCCCUGGGUGCUAGUAACCAGGCUUCAUAGGGGAUACAUCACCCACUUGGGCCAUGCAUGGCAGUACUUGUCCCUAGCAGACUGCUGUUCUGAUGAAAUCUGCUUCCCUCCAGAAAACCGGGCCUUGGGCUGAGGGCUGUGUGCCAGGAAGCCUGGUAGUGCUCUAAGAUCUCUCUUGAGAUCAGCCUUUCUAAGGUGCAGCUGCUCUCUAGAAAGGGGCAGACACUAUCAAAUAUACAUACAUGCGUAUAUAUGUGUAUAUAUAUGAUCAUAUUAACAUACAGCUUGUUCUACCCAGAGCCAGAUAGAAGGCUUCUGCUUUGUGCCAGCCUUUCUUGGACAUCCUCAGGGAGAGCAGGACAGAUUUUUUUUUUAAUUAUUGUUUUUUAAUUAUUAUUAUUAUUAUUCUUUUUACCAUGCCCUGUAGACUAGAACAUGGCCAGUGCAGGGUACACAAAAUCUGGACCAAUAUUUGAGGCACCUGCAAAACAAAAAGGAUCUCCUCAAUUUGUUGCUCUGGAGGUGACAAUAGCCUGUGUCUUUGUCCAGUCUGGUACUCCUCUGAGAAUUGCACAGUGGGACAGGAGGGGUGGGGUUUGUGCUGCGAUUUACAGGGGGGACUGGGUCAGAAACUGGUUUUCAGAUGAGGUGGGACUCUUACCAAGCCACUCCAGUGUGCAAGGCUGUCUCUUCUAACAUGACAGAUGGUUCAUUUUAUCUAUCCUAGCGUUAGCAUAAGAGCUGGGAGGGUCUGGCCAGAGCCGUGCAGGAGACAGAACAAGUAAUAAACUCUAUCAGAUGGAGAAGGUGAUGUCUCCACUUGGGCAGACAGGACAGAAAAACUGGGGUUGGGAGGGGACAGACAGCAGAAAGUAAGGGCAGGCUUGGAAAUCUACUCACCCUCCUGCCCCUGCUGUUGCACCAGCACCCUCCACUUUCCUCCUGGCCUCAAACUUUUCUAACCUCUGAGCUAACAUGGCUCCUGGCUCUCACCAAGGCUGGGUGUAUUUAUUGUGUUGUGGUAUUUUUAACAUUCUGUGACUUCAUGCUAGGCACGAGGGGUUUUUUUAAGUGGUUUUUAGAACCUUUUUUGUAGGAAUGUUCAAAUCCGAAGCUGUCUCUGAACCGGUUGUGUUACACCUCUGACUGUCAGUAAAGCUAUUCCAGUUUCAUA
Molecule: messenger RNA, 5294 nt
Organism: Pogoniulus pusillus (Red-fronted tinkerbird)
Lineage: Eukaryota; Metazoa; Chordata; Aves; Piciformes; Lybiidae
Gene: XPO5
Product: exportin 5
Exons: 33
Coding region: 80-3721 (1213 amino acids)
Biological process (GO): RNA export from nucleus; protein export from nucleus
Cellular component (GO): cytoplasm; nucleus; RNA nuclear export complex
Molecular function (GO): RNA binding; small GTPase binding; nuclear export signal receptor activity
Source: RefSeq, a predicted model, not a curated record